Molecule: messenger RNA, 1798 nt
Organism: Hyla sarda
Lineage: Eukaryota; Metazoa; Chordata; Amphibia; Anura; Hylidae
Product: embryonic protein UVS.2-like
Exons: 14
Coding region: 148-1521 (457 amino acids)
Biological process (GO): proteolysis
Molecular function (GO): metalloendopeptidase activity; zinc ion binding
Source: RefSeq, a predicted model, not a curated record
ACUGCUCUUGUUGGUCGUUGGUCGGGUCAAGUGCAGCAGGAACCUGUUACAAAGAAAGUCAGUAAUGGAAACAAUGAAUUCCCGGGAUUUGGAAAUAUCUUCAAUAGAGCGUCCCCAAUAAACACAGGAAAGAAUGAAUCUCAUGACAUGUUGGAUAUCUUCAGCAAAAUAACUCAAGGAAACCAAGGCAGCAACCGUACAAUGCAUGAAGGUGACAUGAUGCAGAAGAAGGGCCGCAGUGCUGUCAACUGUACAGAGUGCCUCUGGCCUAAGUCUUCUCUUGGAACCGUCAAUGUGCCUUAUGUCCUUUCACCUGCCUAUAACUCUCAAUACCAAGCUUUGUUUUUAAGGGCAAUGCAGGAAUUCGAGACCUUGACCUGUGUUCGGUUCAUUCCAAGGACAACACAGACAGAUUAUAUAAACAUUGUAUCCACACUGGGUUGUGCAUCGUACAUUGGAAAAAUAGGAGGUGUUCAGAAUUUGUAUUUAUCAGCGGAUUUCUGCAUGUUAAGAGGUAUCAUACAACACGAGUUAACCCAUUCUCUUGGAUUUGUACAUGAAACCUCUCGGAGUGACCGUGAUAACUAUGUUGACAUUAUAACCAAGAACAUUGCACCAGAAUAUCUGUCAAAUUUCCAAAAGUAUUCUACCAACAACCUGGGCCUGGAAUAUGACUAUGCCUCAUUGAUGCAUUUCCCCAGAGAUGCAUUCAGCAUUCUUCCUGGACAAGCUACCAUUGUACCAAAACCUAACCCAAAUAUGCCUAUAGGACAACUAUAUGGACUGAGCGUUCUUGAUGUGUCAAAAAUUAACAAGCUAUAUAAUUGUAAUCAAUGUGCUAAUUUGCUUAAUAAUUUGAAUGGGACUUUCACAUCAGCCAACUACCCUUCAGUAUACCCUAAUAAUGCCAAUUGUGUCUGGCUGAUCAGAACCCCAGUUGGACAGGUGGCUCUUCAGUUUGCAGCCUUUGAUGUCCAAUAUUCAAGUACAUGUGCUUAUGACUACUUGAGAAUUUAUGAUGGUCCCAGUAGAUCGUCACCAGUCUUACUGGAUAGAACUUGUGGAACAGGACUGGUUCCUCUAAUGGUGUCUUCAACCAAUCAGAUGCUGGUGGAGUUUGUCAGUGAUAAAGCUACUGCUGGGAUUGGAUUUAAAGCAACAUACACUGCUAUACAAUGUGGAGGAGCCUAUUAUGCUGCAACAAAGACAUUUUCCUCUCCCGGCUAUCCUGUCACCUAUUACUCAUACCUAGACUGUGGCUGGAUAAUCACAGCUCCUACCGGAUACAAGAUUACUCUUACUAUAAGAGACUUUGCCAUUGAAACUGAACCCUCGUGUGCCUAUGACUACCUGGCAGUGUUUGAUGGACCCUACAUCACUUCUCCACUUAUAGGGAAAUAUUGUUCUGUAAUCCCUCCUCCGCUGGUGUCUACGGGUAGUUACAUGCUGAUCAGAUUCCACAGCGACAGUAGUGUUCAGAUGAGGGGUUUUCAGGCCACAUACACUGUCUCGCCAAAAUAGAAGGUAAAGAUGGAAAGCCCAAAAAUACCGCCAUUAAACCAUUCAAAAAAUGAAGGACAUCAUUUCGGUUUUCAAGAAUAAAUAAGUAACAUCAAACUCAAUGUGAUACCGGAGGUGGCGUCCCGACCACUGACACCGAAACUAUAAAAUCAAGUUACGAUACAAGUUAUGUAUAAAAUGUAUGAUAUUCACAAUGACACCUAAUUCCACAGCUAUGCUUUUUUUUUUUUUAAAGGGUGACUCUGAUCUUUGAAACUUAUCUGUCAAUAAUAGAAGA